CUCAUGCUACACAUCCCACAAAGCCUCACGAGUCUCUGUCACACCGUCUCAUAGCUUCACAUAGCAUUUCUGGUCUGUGUCCAGCAACCUCUGACUCUGAAGGGACUGACAAAACGUCAAAACAACAACCUUGACGGUGAGAUGAAGACUGAGAAGGAGCCGGGGGUCGCGAAUAGUGUUUUGGAAGAGGCUCCAUCAUCUGGGAGGUCAAAGAAUGGAUAUGUUUUCCAGGAGAUGGAGUUGCGAGAUGUGGAGCGGGAGGAAUGUGUUGAGGGCAAAGUGGGGAACCAUGACAAUACACCUAAGGACCACUAUGACACUAAGAUCCAAACAGGGAUUUCAGUUCCAGAUGACUCUGGGGAUGACCCUGGGGUUGGGCUCCUGAACACAUCAAGAAAAUAUGUGAAGCCGAUGAACUUCCAGGAGGAAGUGCGUGGCCACCGGGACCUAGAUGGCUUCCUGGCCCAGGCCAGUAUCCUAUUGGAUGAUAAGGCAACCACUCUAGACGAGGUGCUAAGGUGCAUGCUGACCCAUGUAACGGAAGACGGCCACGGGAGCUGUGACAUGGACGAGGUCAUGAACACUGUGUUCACAGACACAGGAGGAGAUGAGGACAAUGUGCAAUUGUUGUCCGAGACCAUUCAGGGUGUGACUGCUUCUGCCACUGGAGUCCGCUACCAGCAGUCCUGGCUCUGUGUCCUAUGCAAUGUGAAGAGCCUCCAGAGACGCCACGUCUGCAUCGCCCGUCUGGAGAGACCACAGAACUGGGGAGCAAACUGUUGUGAGGCUCGAUAUGUCAUCCUCAUUCUCUCCCCACCUAGGACGAAAAGCACCAAGACAGCUAUCGAGCUGGGCCGCACAUUCGCCACCAUGUUCUCAGACAUCUCCUUCAGACAGAAACUGCUGGACGCCAAGACCCAGGAGGAGUUCAAACAAGAGCUGGUGCACCAGCGUCAUCAUCUCUCCACGGUCAAUGAGAAACCAGCUACAGAGAAGCAGAUGAUCCAUGCAGAAACGGACCCACGCAGCAAAAAAACACUAAAAUGUGCAGAUUUCUUUAAAGUUGGCCAAGGUAUCUAUGAGGAUCUUCGUCGGCGACUACCACUCUAUCCCUCCGACUUCACAGACGGUAUGUACGGCAAAGACCGCUCCUGGCUGAAGUACACCACCACCGCCAUCUUCCUGUACAUUGCAAUUCUACUUCCUAACAUCGCCUUUGGUUCGCUGAACGAUGAGAGCACGCGGGGAGAGAUAGAUGUCCGGAAAGUCAUCGUUGGCCAGAGCAUCGGAGGAGUGAUCUACGCUCUGUUUGCUGGUGCUCCUUUGGUUAUCCCACUGACUACUGCACCCCUGGCCAUCUUUAUUAGCGUGAUCCGGGGAAUCUGUGAUGACUACGAUUUGGACUUCCCUGCCUUCUAUGCCUGCAUUGGCCUGUGGAACAGCUUCUUUCUCAUCCUGGGAGCACUUUUGAAUGUCAGUCUGUUCAUGAAGCUCUUCAAACGCUCAUCAGAGGAAAUCAUAGCCCUGUUCAUUUCAAUAGCCUUUGUUGGGGACUCGGUGAAAGGCACUGUCAAAGUCUUUAAUUACUUCUACCACGGGCCCACGCUGGCAACCAAUAACAGCACGCGGGUGCUUCUAGAGAUCAAGGAGUUAAUGGAGAAGGCUGCAAAUGCAACAGAGAGGCUGGGGAAUGGGACCAGCCAUGGGGCCCCUGUGGUGAAGCAUGACACGCAUGUGUUUCUGCCCGAGUCUCUGGUCCUGUGUACCAGGGAGAGGCCUAUCCUCUGUCUCCUGCUCAUGCUGGGGACUCUGUGGUUGGGGUAUGCCCUCUACCAGCUGAGGAGGAGUCCUUAUCUGCAUGCCAAAGUGAGAGAGGUGGUGUCUGACUGUGCCUUACCCAUCGCUGUCGUUAUAUUCUCCUUCAUUGGUUCCUUCCUUUUCCUUGAUGUAGAGCUUCCUGUGUUCAACUUCCACAACGGGAAGAUCUUCAGGCUGGCCCAGUUUGACAAGCUGACGGGCAUGAACUGUCUGAGCGCUGUAGGCUUAGGCUUCCUCCUGGCGCUGCUCAUCUUCAUCGACCAGAAUAUUGUCAUAUCACUCACCCACGUCCCCGAAGCCAAGUUGUUGAAGGGAACUGCAUUCCACUGGGACCUGAUGCUGACCGGCUUCAUCAACAUCCUCAUGUCGUGUCUGGGUUUGCCGUGGAUGCACGCCGCAUUCCCACACUCCUCCCUGCACGCACGUCAGCUGGCCAAGGUGGAGCUGCACGUGGAGGGGGGACACCUCUAUGAAACCAUUGUCAAUGUGAAGGAGACGCGGAUCACGGCUCUGACGGCUAACAUCCUGAUCGGCCUGUCAGUGUUCUUGUUACCCAUCCCUCUGCAAUGGAUCCCCAAGCCUGUCCUCUACGGCCUUUUCCUCUACAUAGCAGCCACCUCCCUCGACGGCAACCAGAUGUUUGACCGCAUACUCCUCCUCCUCAAAGAACAGACUUCCUACCCUCCCACCCACUACAUUCGGAGGGUGCCCCAGAAGAAGGUGCACUUCUUCACAGCCCUGCAGAUACUGCAGUUGAUCAUCCUGUGUGCGUUUGGCAUGUACCCUCUGCCCUAUAUUAAGAUGAUCUUCCCCUUCUUGAUGAUCCUACUCAUUCCCAUCAGGACUAACCUGCUGCCAAGGGUAAUCGAGGCGAAGUAUCUGGACAUCAUGGAUUCCCAGCACAUGUAGACAGACAGAGGGAGAACUCUGAAAGGACUGAUACCAAGGCCUUGAUUCAAUCUGUAGCGCUGAAGACCUGCGCUAAAGCUCAAUAGAAAUUUAAAGAUAAUGUUCCCGCAUUUGCGGAGACUGCAUUCAAAGAAGGUGCUGUCGGCUCAAUCAGAAAUUACCGUUCAAUUAAAAUCGCACUACAGUGCAAAUCUUCAGCUCUAUGAAUUGAUUUGGCCCAAAAAAUACAAAAUGUAUUUUGUAAACUGGGUCAAAGGCGUAUAAGGUUUUCAAAGUAGCAAAAAAAUAAAACAGCAAUUACAAUUCCCUUCAAAUCCUUUUUUAUGUUCAUUGGAGUGUCACAUAUGCCCUUAUAUUAGUUAUAUUCAAGAAUAAAGGCAAUAAUAAAAAAUGUGUGAUUCAUAUGAAUGUACCCCAGUAAAAUGUCAUUCAGUAUAACACUAAGUGUUAAAAAAAAAUGUAUGCCCAUUUUUCAUAAUUCCAAGGUUAUAUCCAUGCUUAGACUGGCAGAAAUAUAACUACCCAGAAAAUAUGACAUUAUUUUAUUUUGAAUACCACAUAUUUUAUGUGUCACAGGUACAACUCAACAUUUAUUGAAGGUUUUUUACAUAAACUUCCUGCCUUACACUGAAAGAAAUUGUAAAAUCGACAAAAAUAUCUUUCAAUUCAUCCUUUGAGAUUUGGUUUUGUCUAUCUGAGUCAACAAAACAAAGUUACUGCAUUUUMAUAUAAAAUACUGGUGUUAUACUGUACGACAAUAUUUUGUUACCCUGAAUGACACAUAUCACUACGGCCCAAAAAUAUUGAUUAAAUGUGAUUCCUUCAGCAACAACAAUAAUGAACUAUUAUUAGUAGCCACAAUAGUAUUUUUCAAGGACUCAGAUGGUUGCUCCAGCUCUGGAGGUGCAGGUUCAUGUUGUACUUGUACAAGUUGUUCAGGGGGCUGAUCAAAAGAGUUUCCUCCAGUGGAUACUGGAGUUAAGUUGAUCACCACAUUCAUUUGUUUGAUUCUUUCAUGGUGUCUCCUCUAAUUUAAUCUACAUUUUUCCCUCUUUUUCAGCAUCAGAUUGUGUCAUUGUAUGGAUGGGUGGAUGAUCAGGAUUGACAUCCUUCUUUCUUCUCUGAUAGCUAAAAAACGAAAAUGUAAUAGUUAUGACACUGGCACAGAAUAGGAUUCACAUCCAUGAAAUGUUAUUAGUAGUCUAUUAAAAGUAGGCUAUACAAUGAUAACACUUAAUCAAAGUUUAAAAGUUAAAUCAACUCCCUCUYCUUUUCUCUCCCAAACAUGUUUUGUUACUAUUUCAUUGCUAAUGUUAAUAAUAAUGACUUUACUAUAAUUUGAGCCUGUGGCAACACUUUACGUUGCAUUAAAUUGCAUUAUUACACAAUUAUUACAUGAUAGUUAAUGUUAUAAUUAUACAUUGUUACACUGUAACUGGUCAAUUUCUAUUUAAUGCAGGUACACAAAUGAAGCAGCUAUUAACCAAAAUCCAUUUUUAAUCCAUAAUUGUGUGUGUGUGUGUAAUAUUAUAUUAACUAAUAUAAUCCAUCAGUUAUACCUUAACUGCAGUGCAAUAAAACAUUAACUACAGUGUAAUAGUGCAACUUAAUGUUAAGUAUUAUCCACCCAGCUUUAUAUCCUAUUAUAUCCUAUUCUGUUGCUGACAGUAGCAUGAAACAAUGAAAACAAAACCUUGCUUUUCUUCUGGCUAGUCUUUCAUCCCUAGCAACUGGAUCUGCAUUAAUCUUUUGUCUGUGUCGUGCAGCCCUCUCCUUAUUAGACAACGGCAUCUACAGUAUAAAGAUAAUGUGCCAUGAAAUACCUUAAAAUGUCAUAAAAUUGUUUACAAUGAUAAUAUUCAGUAUUCAUACAACAAGUAAAUAUGAAUUGCAUGAUUAAAUGUUGUAAACUAGUGAAAACAUGGAUAACAAAGCUACUGUCAUUCAGCAUAACGGGUGACAUUGUGGUAUAACAUGAAACUUUUGUUGUGCUGAAGAACAAAAGUGUGAUACUUAAGGAUGGAUUUCAUGCAUAAACAUAUUUAACAGGCAGUUCCUUGGCCAUCUAUAUAAAUUAAUGACAUUGACCUAUAAAGAUUAUCCUUACUUUUUUAUAUUUAAUAGAGCUUUUUAUAAAAUAAUAAGAUUAAAAGUAUAUUUUCAGUGUUGUACUGAAGGACAUGCAUUUUCGUUACAAAGGUUACUAAAGGGUGAAAAGGUGAAAUCAUCAAAUAUUUCAGAGAGAUUUACUCACCUCAUCACAUUGAUAGAGGGUCUUCAAUGGGUCUUCUUUGUGAUGUCACACACUGUCACAUGAUUACCAUCAUGUGAUAURCUUUAAAAUGGCUUUUUACCUUACCUUACCUGUUAUACUGAAUGACAUUGAUGAAACUCAAAAUUCCGGACAAAAGUUAUUAAAGUUUUAAAAUAUUUUUUAGAUACAGUAUGUCGCCUAUUAUUCUAUAUAUUGUUGCAAACACUAACACAAUUAUGCCAUGGGUGUUCAUUUAUAUUUUUAGGAUGAAUUUCUACAUUUUAAAAACACUUUUGUCAUUAGAAUUUUUACCCGGACAGUUACACUGAAGGACAUUUUGACACUUUAGAGCUCAUUAACUCCCUUAAUUUAAUAGUUUGCAACACAAAUAUUUCUGGGUGAAAAGAAGGGUAAGAGUUGAGUGAUUUAAUAUUAUAUUCACACAUAUUUAGAUUUUUCUGUAAAAUGAAUGGCCUUCGGACACCAAAUUUACACGUCUCGUCUUUGACCCAGUACAUGUUAAGGCACUUUGACUCCAAGAGUACAAGACUGUGACUGGGUUGCAACCGGUUGUUGACUGAAAUUGAAAUCUGGAUGGACCACAAUUUUCACCUUUUUUAUUUGUUAUGUAUAAGCCGUGCUUCUACAUCUGCAUUGCUUGCUGUUUGGGGUUUUAGGCUGGGUUUCUGUAUAGCAUUUUGUGACAUCGGCUGAUGUAAAAGGGGCUUUAUAAAUAAAUGUGAUUGAUUGACGUACAGUAGUUGCUUAAUCUAUGUAGUUGCUUUAUCUAUAUAGUUGCUUAUAUAUUUAACAUACUCUUUAACCUCUCUUCUUAUUGUAUUAUGAGAAAUUCUGUACAACACAAGGCAUUAUCUAAUGCUGCCCCUGACCCACACCCUACCUUUAUAUAACAUGUUUAAGCUCAUUGUAUUGUUGUAUAUGAAUAAGAUAAACAUUUAGAAAGAUUAACAUUGUUUUGGUUUUAGGCUGGGGUCUGCAGAUAGUCAUGGUUGUUUAUACUGUAGUUCAAUAUUUUUGGAUACUUAUACAAAAUCAAUUCACAAUGAAUUGGCCAGAUUGCAAUGCAAAAGAGCCAUAACUUCUGCAACUACAAAGUAACAUACAGGAUAUUAAUGUAAAACAAACAAAUAUGUUGCACAGUAUACUGCUUUCCUGCUGUUUAAGCUGUUACCAAACGAAUAAAGCCUUUUAAAUUA
Messenger RNA from Salvelinus sp. IW2-2015, 6198 nucleotides. RefSeq names its product solute carrier family 4 member 11 (gene slc4a11). Gene Ontology annotation, cellular component: plasma membrane; basolateral plasma membrane. Gene Ontology annotation, biological process: transmembrane transport; monoatomic anion transport; monoatomic ion homeostasis. Bases 142 to 2727 code for a protein of 861 amino acids. Lineage: Eukaryota; Metazoa; Chordata; Actinopteri; Salmoniformes; Salmonidae. Gene Ontology annotation, molecular function: solute:inorganic anion antiporter activity. The record is from RefSeq and is a predicted model, not a curated record. The transcript is spliced from 20 exons.